Molecule: messenger RNA, 1194 nt
Organism: Adineta steineri
Lineage: Eukaryota; Metazoa; Rotifera; Eurotatoria; Adinetida; Adinetidae
Source: the annotation of a GenBank genome assembly
AUGGCUAGUCCACGUAGUCGAUCAAUUCUUAAAGAUAUAAAAUUAAAAGAGGAUAAUAAUACUUGUUUUGAAUGUGGAGCAUUGAAUCCUCAAUGGGCAUCAGUUUCAUACGGUAUUUGUAUUUGUCUUGAAUGUUCUGGUAAACAUCGUGGAUUAGGUGUUCAUUUAUCAUUUGUUCGAUCAAUUACAAUGGAUAAAUGGAAAGAACUUGAACUAGAAAAAAUGAAAGUUGGUGGAAAUCGUCGAGCAAAAGAAUUUCUUGCAAGUCAACCUGACUAUGAUGCAAAUACGAUGAAUUUUCAACAACGUUAUAAUUCACGUGCUGCUGCACUUUAUCGAGAUAAAAUAAGUACAGAAGCACGAGGUGAAACUUGGAAUAUUGAUGCAUCACCAGCACAAAAUCAUACAUCUAUUUAUACAUCAUUAUCUUCUGAAAAACCAACAAAACAAACUUCGUCAGAUUGGACAGAUUUUAAAUCAUCAGAUGAUCAAAAUGAAGAUUAUGGUGGUUAUCAAAAUAAGAAUUCAAAUGAACAACAUCCUUCAGGUCUUGGUAGUGGUAAUCCAAAAUAUUGGGGUUUUGGAAAUACAAAUAAUGAUACAUCAACUCAACAACAAUCAUCAAAUCCAGAAUUAUUAGCUUCAUCAAUUUCAAAUAUAAGUGCUAAUGCUGUUAAAUGGGCUGAUGUUGCUAAAACUUCUGUUUUUAAAUUUUCGAAAACUGCAGCUGAUAAAGCCACUGAAUUAACAUCAAAAGUAAGUGAACAAGCAAAAGAUGGAACAUUAAUGACUAAUGUACAAUCCGGUGUAACAAAUAUGGCAUCAACAAUGGGAAAAUUAGGUACAAAAACAUGGUUUGACGUGCAAUCAUUAUGGUCAGGAAAAGAUAAUCCUGCAAAACCUCGUGAUAAACAAGAUUAUUCGAAUAUGAAUGAUGCAUCUUCUGCAUAUCAGCAAUCAUCAGGAGAAAUUGAAAAUCAUAAUUCUGGCUAUCAGAAUAUGUCAACUAAUGUAUCAAAUCUUUCUCAACAACAAUCAAAAUCAAAUAGUAAACUUGCAACCGGUGAUAGAAAUGAAUCUAUACAAGGUGAAUCUAAAAAAGAAAAACCAACAUCAUCGAAUCUUAUCAAUUUUGAUGAUGAUAAAUGGGUUGUUGAUGAUGAUGCUGGAUGGGAAUCAAUCGAUACAAAAUAA